This is a messenger RNA of Cherax quadricarinatus, 2816 nucleotides long. The record is from RefSeq and is a predicted model, not a curated record. Lineage: Eukaryota; Metazoa; Arthropoda; Malacostraca; Decapoda; Parastacidae.
UAACAUGCUUGGUCGCUGGCUAGUGUUUGCUUCCUGAGCAACACAUUGCAUCAGUGUAAACAAAACUUUGUUAAUGUGUAGUUGUGGUCAACUUUCACUUUGUUUAAUGUUAAUAUCGAUGCCAGUAGACAUCAACAACCUUGCAGAUGGCUGGCUUGAACUUGAGAGUGAUCCAGGUCGGAACUUAUUGCUAUCUUAACCUCCUCACCCCUCUUACAGCUUCCUGGCGAUGCAGGUGCUCUUCGUCCAAGGAGCUCUGUGACCCUAGUUUGUUCACACUACUUCUGGAAGACAUGGGAGUACGAGGGGUUCAAGUUGAGGAAAUAUACGACCUCCAGAAAUCAUUUGAAGGCAAAGUGUAUGGUUUUAUUUUUCUAUUCAGGUGGAUAGAGGAGAGACGCUCUAGAAGAAAAGUGGUAGAAAAUCCAGACAAUUAUGUUCAAGAUGAAAAUGUAGUCAACAAUAUGUUUUUUGCCCAACAAAUGGUGCCAAACAGUUGUGCUACACAUUCCUUAGUAUCUGUUCUUCUAAACUGCUCAACACUAGACCUGGGACCUACACUCUCUCGUCUGAAGAUACAUACAAUUGGGAUGAAUCCAGAAAACAAGGGAUGGGCAAUUGGUAAUACACCAGAAUUGGCAAAUGCUCACAACUCGCAUGCAGCUCCCCAGGCUCGUCGACGACCAGACAAAACUCCAGGAGUACCCACAAGCAGUCGGAUGUCCAAUGCAGAAACAUUUCAUUUUGUUUCUUAUGUUCCUGUUAGUGGCCGGCUCUUUGAAUUAGAUGGACUCAAGCCUUAUCCAAUUGAUCAUGGUCCAUGGUUAGGAGGAGAGGACUGGACAGAAAAAUUUCGUCGUGUCAUAACAGAGAGACUUGGUAUAGCUACAGGUGGAGAGCCCUAUCAUGAUAUUCGUUUUAAUCUUAUGGCAGUAGUACCUGAUAAAAUUACGGCCUACAGACGAAAACUUGCAGCUUUAAGGAGAAAUAGGGAAACCAUUUUGGAAGGCCUUCAUCAGUUUGUACGACAGAAAUAUCCACAGUACAUAGGCAAGGAGAAACCAGUACCCAUAAAUACACCACAUCCAGAUGAUGAUAUUGAAGAAGGUAACAACCUAUCACUGUUAGCGGUUGCAGCAUCUCAAAAGUUGGAGGCACAGGGUUAUGCUGACACUCCCUUGAGUGAAUCACAGGAUGCUGGUCAUGAGUCUAGGAUACAUCACACACCAGUCAAAAGAGAACACACAACUGAGCUCCUUGGUAUGCCAUCUGUGGGUAGGAUCUCUGCACCACCAGAUUAUGCCACGCCUUUAACCAUAGAGACAUCACCUGGUCCCCCUUCCACUCCAAGCACAGACACAGCAUCAGAGGCAGGAAGUGCAUUUAAUUCUCCACAGGUUAGCAGUGGUUCCAUGCAGAGUAGUCCAACCACCAGCUGUGAAUACCAGCACCUGGUUGUAGUACGUCUUACUGGUGCCACUCCUGCUGUUGUCCCAGUUGCUACCUCACCAUUCACAACAACUCUUCCUGUAACAUCCACUACUAAUCCAGCUGCAACUCCUACCAGCUUUUCUGGAAGAGUUGACAUACCAACAACAGGUGCAGAAACACUGCAUACUGUUGCUAAGAGACUGGAGUUUGAGGAUGGAAAUACUAACAAGUUUGCAACUGACGAAGAUCCUCAGACACCACUAACAAGCUGUGAUAACUCACCAGUGUUUGAUAGUGACAUCAAAAUGGAUCCCAUGUCACUUGAGCUAAUGGAAAGCUGUAAUAAUCAGACCUUGAGUUCAGAGAGUUAUGAAUCUAGUGGAUUAGGAUCAGACAUUAAUUUUAAGCAAGAAGUUAUUGAAAUAAAGGAGGAUUCAGAUAAUGAUACAAGAUAUAAAAGUGAUUGGGACUCAGAAUACACACAGUCCCUAGAAGAUGGAACAUAUGCACCCUCUGAUCUUCUUACACUUGUCAAUGUACUUGGAACAGAAAUAACAACGUGUGAAAAUUUGCUAAAGGAUGAACUUGAUAAAAGAAAACGCUACAAGAAACGUGAUACACCUACCAUCCGACUUACGACCUGCUCAACAUACGUCCACUUGACUUAUGACCGUGCAUCUGGCAGCUGGGCUGGGCCGGCUGAUGCACAACACUGUACAAUAUUUGACAAUACUCGCGGCGGCAAUGCGUCAUGCAGGCAGCAUCAGUUUGAGUAACCCUGCCCUAUCAGCAGGGUUAGUGUACUAACUGGACAGUAAAUUUCACCAUGGCCCCUAAGAUGAAGUCUGAAUCUUGCACUGGAGAUUGUGGCAAGAAAGACUUUUACUCUCAGACUCUAUUUGUUUUCACUGUUGCACAUAAACCUGUGUGUAUCUGUCUGCCUGUAUAUCUGUCUGUAUCUCUGUGUGUCUGUUUAUCUGUCUGUCUACUAGUGUGUCUUUCUGUCUACCUGUGUGUCUGUCUUUCUGUCUACCUGUGUGUCUGUCUUUCUGUCUACCUGUGUGUCUGUCUUUCUGUCUACCUGUGUCUUUCUGUCUACCUGUGUGUCUUUCUGUCUACUUGUGUCUGUCUUUCUGUCUACCUGUGUGUCUUUCUGUCUACCUGUGUGUCUUUCUGUCUACCUGUGUGUCUUUCUGUCUACCUGUGUCUGUCUUUAUGUCUACCUGUGUCUGUCUGUGUCUACCUGUGAGUCUGUCUUUGUCUGCUUGUCUGUCUCAGAGCCACUCAUUAAGAGUGUACUUGGUCUUGAAGACGCCAUAUUAAUAAUGAUAAUAACAAUAAUAAUCACUGAGGCGCAUUAAAUGUGUAUAAAACUUUAAUAUAGA